This is a messenger RNA of Miniopterus natalensis, 1198 nucleotides long. The record is from RefSeq and is a predicted model, not a curated record. NCBI's taxonomy places the organism in Eukaryota, Metazoa, Chordata, Mammalia, Chiroptera, Miniopteridae.
AUGAUCCUCCCACUCCUGGCCCUGUUCCGUCUUGAGUCACUCCCCAAGCCCUCCAUCAGUGCCUGGCCCAGCUCCGUGGUCCCUGCCAAGAGUAAUGUGACACUGCAAUGCAAUCCUCCCACGGAGGUCAAGUUCAGGGAGGUCAACUUUGCUUUCAGAAGGCAAGGAGAUAUCAUAGACUCCCCGCCAUCUCCUGGUUCCCCAGAGGGCCUGGUGGAAUUUCAGCUCACUGACCUACAACACAGUAACUCUGGAGAGUACACCUGUGACUACCACAGAAAAGUGAGCCCCACGAGGAGGUCACCAACCAGUGAUGCCCUUCUACUACUGGUGACAGGGUUUCAACAUAAACCUUCCCUGCAAGCCCUCCAAGGUGGUAAGGUGUCCGCAGGAGAAAAUGUGACUCUGCAGUGCCAGAAGCCUGACCACGUGACUGAGUCUAACAUGUUUGCUCUACUGAAGAAAGGAAUUUCAAUGCCCAUAAAGCACCAGAGUCCAGUAGGAAAGGAGACAGCCUUUGUCCUUCGAAAUGUGACAGUCGGUGACACUGGGGACUACAGCUGUGUGUACUACCAAACAAAGCCUCCUUUCUGGGCCUCGGAGCCCAGUGAUCACCUUGAGAUCUGGGUGAUAGAGCUAGGGAAGCCUGCAUGUAGUACCAGCCACACUCCUCUACUCACAGAUGAAACGGAGUCUCCCAAGAGAACAGGAGCAACAGUAGGGACCACUGAAAUCAUCCUCACUGUCACCUUCACCUUACUCUUCUUCCUCGCAGUCUUCCUCAUCUGCAAAUACACCUGCUGCGGGGCAGCUCUUAACAAGAUGACCAAAAGCUCCCGUUCCUCUAAGAAAGCUGAAGAAGUGGUGACAGGUGCACCUCCAGCUAUGAAGGGCUGCUCUCCUGCCCUGGAUGAGGGAACUCAGGAGCCAAGAGCUGAAGAACCUCAGGGAGGGACGUACGCUGAACUGAACCCCAGAGCCCUGAGCAAGGGCCCUUCCAGCCAGGUAAAGCAGCCUCUGGAAACCUGCGUGUACUCAGUCCUGAAGAUAAAGACAUAGCCAGGAGAAGAUCUGGAUCUGGGAAGAACCUCCAACAAGGGGAUAGUCCCACUCUUGGGGGACUAGGCAAAUGGGGAUACCUUUCCUCAAAGCUCUAAUUUAGACUUGUUUCCUUCUAAAUAAUUUUUUUUUUAAGUGA